AUGGUUGAUGUUGCAGUGGCGAGUCCACCGGGCGGCGCGGGCGCUGCAGAGCCCCGGCCGCCGCCGCCCGCACCACGCAACGGAUCACCCAAACAAGGCGCCCUCACAAUAGUCCGUCGGUCCUCCGGUCGCAGUAAGACGGAGAGUUCUCCUCCGACAGACGAACAGCUAGACCAGCUAGAUCUAGACACUGAACACUUGCCCGCCGUUGAUACGCCCGAUGCAUGCGAUAAAGCCGCACUUAGAUUACGCUACCUCUUAAGACAGUUAAACAGAGGUGAAAUACCAGCGGAAACAUUACAAAAAAAUCUCCACUAUGCCGCACGAGUACUCGAAGCAGUAUACAUCGACGAAACCAAGGAUAGGAGAGCCCCGGAGCAGCCGCGAGCGCAGCCGGCUCCACUCCACAUGAGGCGCCUACGCACCCCGUGCUGGGCGAAGUGUUCCAUAGAGAAACCAAACGAAGCAAAACCGGCUGUGGCGCGACAGCAAUCGGCGCCGACCCUGGUGUUUAGGAGACUGGCAGACGAAGAUGAUGAGUUAUCCGAAGUGCAACCAGAUGCUGUACCACCAGAAGUACGGGAAUGGCUUGCGUCAACGUUUACGAGACAGUUGGCAACAGCAAAACGGAAGUCGGACGAAAAGCCAAAAUUCAGAUCUGUGGCUCAUGCAAUCAGAGCUGGAAUAUUUGUCGACAGAAUUUACAGAAGGGUCACAAGUACAGCCCUUAUGCAAUUUCCUCAGGAUGUUGUUAGAGUUCUCAAAACUUUGGAUGAAUGGUCAUUCGACGUGUUCGCGCUCCACGAGGCAGCAGCGGGGCAGCCGGUGAAGUAUCUAGGAUACGAGCUCUUGAACAGAUAUGGAAUGAUUCACAAAUUUAAGGUGCCGCCGACGAUUCUAGAGAACUUCCUCAGUCGGAUAGAGGAGGGUUAUUGCAAGUUUCACAACCCCUACCACAAUAACCUCCACGCAGCGGAUGUCGCACAAACUGUACACUACAUGUUGUGUCAAACUGGACUUAUGAAUUGGUUAUCAGAUUUGGAAAUCUUCGCAACUCUUGUAGCGGCGGUAGUACACGACUUCGAACAUACUGGCACCACAAACAACUUCCACGUGAUGUCGGGCUCUGAGACCGCUCUGUUGUACAAUGAUCGAGCCGUGCUGGAGAACCAUCACAUCAGCGCUGCUUUUAGAUUAAUACGCGAAGAAGAAUGUAACAUAUUACAGAACUUGUCACGCGAUGAGUUCCGCGAGUUCCGUACACUCGUCAUCGACAUGGUGUUAGCUACGGACAUGUCCUUCCAUUUCCAACAAUUGAAGAACAUGCGGUCCUUGUUAUCUCUAGCUGAGCCUACUGUGGAUAAGUCUAAAGCCGCGUCUUUAGUGCUCCAUUGCUGCGAUAUAUCACAUCCAGCUAAGAGGUGGGACCUCCACCACCGAUGGACUAUGAGUCUCCUCGACGAGUUCUUCCUUCAAGGUGACAAAGAACGUGAACUCGGUCUACCAUUUAGUCCCCUCUGCGAUAGAAAUAAUACACUUGUCGCGGAAUCCCAGAUCGGUUUCAUAGAUUUCAUUGUAGAACCCAGUAUGGCAGUUUGUGCGGACAUGUUGGAAUGUGUUUUGGGACCGUUACAUUCAAGUACUAAGACCUCUAGUAGUUCUGGACAGGAGUCUAUUAGUGAAGAAAGCACAGCGGAAACAAAUAAUAAAUUCAAAAUCAAGAAGCCAUGGGUCACCUGUCUCAUGGAUAACAAGAAAAUAUGGAAGGAACAAGCUGCAAAAGAUGCAGAAGCCAGAGCCAAACUGGAAGAAGAGACGAAUGGCACUUCACAGCCUACAGACGAA
Messenger RNA from Brenthis ino (lesser marbled fritillary), 1845 nucleotides. NCBI's taxonomy places the organism in Eukaryota, Metazoa, Arthropoda, Insecta, Lepidoptera, Nymphalidae. The record is from the annotation of a GenBank genome assembly.